AUGGUCCGACAUCAGAAGGCAGUAUGCUCGACGUGCCGUCGUCGGAAGAGCAGAUGUGAUGGAGGCAUACCACGCUGCUCUGCUUGCGCCGCUAGCUCUUCUACCUGCCAUUAUGAAAAAGCACCAUCGAUUGCAUAUGUGCGUUCUUUGCAGUCCCGAAUCCAGGAGUUGGAAGCAAAGAUGAAAAAUGCCGAAAUUGUUUCUUCUCCGCCGUCUUCUUUUCUUGAAACUUCAGCUUUCGCCAGCCAAUAUGAACAUUCCAUCUCUUUAAAUGCCAAAGGGGGUGUCAUUUACCACAACCAAACCUCGGCUAUUCAUGAAGAUCCACCGGAUGCUUCUCAUCAAGCACCAGACUCUGCAGCUCAACCUGCUUCGUCAGCAACUGCUCGAGAAACCACUAGUGAUACUCGACAACACCUUGUUGCAAAUGCUGCAGCUCAGAAGAACCUUGAAUUGCUUACUUUGAAUGCUACAUCUCCCCAGGCUGAUGUACCUUCAGAGAUUUCAAAUGUGCUCCUAAGGCUGCAUUGGUGCUGGUUACACCCGAGCUUCUUGUUCGUCUACCGCCCGGCCUUUACAAGAGAUUUACUUCAAUCAGCCCUGCAGGGACACGACACCAUAUACUGCUCUGCGACCUUGUUCAAAGUUCUAUGCGCUCACAGCUGUCGCUUUAUUCGUGACCCAGAAGCUUUGUGGAGCGCUGAAACGCAAAAGGAAAAUUUCGCGCAACUCAGCAAUCGGCUCAUGACAGAGGCAAAGGCACAUUUGGCGAUGGAAACACUGAGCCAACCUUUAAUCCCUACAAUCCAAGCGCUAUUGCAACAAUCCGCUCUUGAUAUUGCAUGUGGUCGAUCAUCAUCAUCAUGGCUGUAUUCCGGUAUGGCCUUUCGUAUGGCGAUUGAUCUCGGACUACACGUGUCUCCUGAUGUUUUACAGCGUCACUCCCUUGCCCUGUCGACAGAAGAUGUCGAAAUCAGAAAACGCUUGUUCUGGAGCCUCUACGCAUGGGACAAGCAUAUUAGCCUCUACUUAGGUCGAAUGCCCAAUUUCUUCAUGGGUGCCGAAAGUGUCUCGCUGGACUUCCUUGAUGAUUUUAUGGAUCAGGAACCCUGGGAGCCCUUCUACGGGCCCGAUCCAGCUUCUACCGAGCUCCCCGCAUAUUCCGCAGUGCCGGGCCACAUAGUAUCUUGCUUCACACAACUAUGCAAGCUCUGUAAACUGAUCUCGCAGAUGUUAUUGAAUCUGUACAGCUCCAGUUCCGUCAGCGAAACCCCAUCAACACCAAGCGCUCGGGCGGCAGCAUUCGUGGACAUAGAUCGAAAGCUGCAGCAGUGGCAUGACUCAUUGCCCUCAUACCUGCACAUUCCCCCAGACAAGAUUCCUGAGCUGAGUCCACCCCCACACAUCACGUCACUUAAUCUGAUGUACUAUAAUACCCUUAUUCUACUGCAUAGACCGCUUGUCUCCAGCGGACAGGCCCUGUGCUCGGAGGCAUCCCGGCAAAGCUGGAAGAUAUGCCGAUCGGCGACGACGACGAUAUACCACCUCUUACAAAUGUAUAUCAAGACGUUUGGCUUUCAUCAUAUCACAUACAUGAACAGCUACUGUACAUACACAGCUGCGACGACUGCGGUAUACCAACUGGAAACCUCUCACAUCAGCCCACAUCCUGAGCACACCAAUGAAGCAGUAUGGACCGAAUUGAGGUUCCUGCUCGACAUUCUCCAACGCACAUCCUCUUCCAUGCCCGGGUUGAAUCGAAGCAUAGACAUCAUUCGAACGCGGAUCAAGAGGAUACUUGAUCGGCAAGCGGCCCGGCAACUUGAUUCCCUUUUCCCCGCCCAAACACCGUCCGUCGGGCAAACGAGCCGGCGGGCUGCUCAGGAGGCACCGACGCCGAACAGGGGAAACGAGAGAAACUCGCCUCACAAUGACCCCAAGCCAAUGUCGGUAGACCGACUGUCAGCAAGCGAGGACGCUCUAAUAGAUCCAAAUGACGUGGAUGUCUGGCUUCCGGCAUUCCCAGGCCAAGAUAUCUCCUACGGGGCAGAUGUGAUGCUUGAUUUGAACGACGUUGUCACUCCAGAGACACGGUCUGCCCUCAUGGGGUCGAACUUAGAUCCACAUAUGCAGCUGAAUGCCCCCAUACCCGAAUACCCACAAUUCGGCAACGAUUCUUUUGAUGAUGUCUCUUUCUCUGCAUUGCCUCCCGGUUAG
Molecule: messenger RNA, 2217 nt
Organism: Penicillium chermesinum
Lineage: Eukaryota; Fungi; Ascomycota; Eurotiomycetes; Eurotiales; Aspergillaceae
Exons: 1
Coding region: 1-2217 (738 amino acids)
Biological process (GO): DNA-templated transcription; regulation of DNA-templated transcription
Molecular function (GO): DNA binding; DNA-binding transcription factor activity, RNA polymerase II-specific; zinc ion binding
Source: RefSeq, a predicted model, not a curated record